AUGGGCCAUGGGUCGGCUACAGCCCUGGACCGCACGAUCGGAGAGAUAGCGAGAUCCAUGGAAGAAACCUUUGCCGGAGACAACUGGGUCAUGGUUGUCACCAGCGACAGCGGAGGCGCUGCUUCACGAAGGAACUCCGGCGGCAGCAACUGGCCGCUGCGGGGCAACCAAGGUGAAGUUUGGGAGGGCGGCAUGAGGACUCAGGCACUGGUCACAGGCAACCAGCCGGAGCUGAUCAAAGCUGUCACGAAGGGCCGUAUGUACAGCAAUGGCUUCAUGCACCUGGUGGACUGGCAUGCGACGAUCUUGCAGCUGGCUCACACAAGCCCGGCAAGUCGCGCGCCCCCGAAUGACUUGGACGGCGAGAGCCUGUGGAAUUCUUUGAUGCAAGACGCCCCAUCUCCGCGCUCGGAGUUCAUCUCCAACGUCUCUGGCCGAGGCGCUGCCAUACGCUUUGGCGACUACAAGCUGGUCCUUGCACCCUCAGGAGGGCGAAACCCCUUCACUGGUGAAGUCCAGGGCCUGAGAUGGCCAGUGAGGAGCAUCGACAAUGUGGAGUACUUGGCAACUUAUGACGGACAAGCUGCUGGACCUGGCUGGGUGCUGCCCAAGCGCUGGAAGCUCUUCAACAUCAGGACAGACCCCACAGAGGAGGAAGAUCUGGCGGGGCUCUUCAAGGAAGAGGUGGCGAAACUGUCCGCUCGCUAUGAGGCAGCUCUUCAGGGCCGGAAGAGCUUUGGCAGCUCCAUGCUUCGAUGUCCGGACGGCUGCGAUGCGGUCCUUGCAAAGGCUGCCGAAGUCAUGAGGAAACACUCGGAUAACAUCGCCCUGAAUAAGUGUCCUCUGCAGGAAGCUGCAUAUCCUUUCUGGGAGGAGGCUGUGAACAGAGCCGCCAAGCCCUUCAGCCCUAGGUACGAGUAG
Symbiodinium natans is the source of this 921-nucleotide messenger RNA. Lineage: Eukaryota; Dinophyceae; Suessiales; Symbiodiniaceae. The record is from the annotation of a GenBank genome assembly.